AUGGUACAGUUACAUUUGGUAUCUAGGCACGCAUCGAGAUAUCCAGAACCAGAUAGGAUUAAUGCUUUUGAAAAAUUGGAGAAAAUAUUUGCUAAUGUUUCGGUUGCAAAAGAAUGGUAUAAAAAUCCUUUCCCCAUGAGGAAAAAUUUGCAAUUGAUCGAACGAGGGGAAAUGGAAGCUUAUUUUGAUGGUUUACAAUGCCGUAAAAGAUACGCAAAAUUUUGGGAUGGGGUUGAAUAUGAUCCCGAAGUUAUAAAGUUUCAAAGUACUGAAAAUUCAAGAACCGGUGCGUCAAUGAUGGCUUUUUCUCAAGGUUUAUUCAAUGGCAAGGGGCCUUUAGACACUUGUAAAAGCCAACCUAUAUAUUAUUUUAAUAUACCUACGCAACAAGAUUACAUAUUACGUAUGCAUUACGCUUGUAGACUUUUUAACGAGACAGUUCUUACCAACAAUAAAUUACUUGACGAGCAACCUUAUGCUUAUGGUAACAAGACUUUAAAACAAAUUGCCAAGCGACUUUCGGAAACAUAUCAUAUCAGUCCACCUCUUGAUCCAUAUCUAGUAACACAAAUCUUUAAUAAUUGCCAAUUUUGGUUCACUGUUUUUAAUCGAACCGAUGCGUGGUGUUCAUUGUUAAGUCCCAAAGAACUUUUAUUGACACGAUAUUAUUACGAUCUACUUUCUUAUUAUCAAUAUUCAUACGGUCAUCCUUUCAAUACGCGAUUGGCAUGUCGUUAUCUUACUCAGCUUGUAGAUGGAGUUGAAAAUUAUCUAAAUGGUAAUUCUAGUAUGAUAGCAGAUCUAAAAAAUAGUCAUAGUUUUACUUUAGUUUUAAUUCUUAUCGAAUUGGGAGUAUUUAAAGACAAAUUCCCACUAACGGCAGAUUUAACCUUUGAACAAAUUAAAAGUGUCAAAUAUACAGAAUAUACACUUAUAAACUGGUCUUCAACGCUUUAUUUCGAAAUUUAUAAGUGUUCCGAUGAUCGCGUGUUGGUACGAGUGUUGCUCGAUUUUAAACCGUUUUUGCUGCCGGGUUGUGAUAGUGAAUAUUGCGAAUGGGACAAAUUUAAAGAGAUUCUUGGUGAUAAUAUUGGAUGUGAUUUUGAAAAGAUGUGCGAUUAUCCUUGA
Molecule: messenger RNA, 1128 nt
Organism: Funneliformis geosporum
Lineage: Eukaryota; Fungi; Glomeromycota; Glomeromycetes; Glomerales; Glomeraceae
Source: the annotation of a GenBank genome assembly